Apis cerana (Asiatic honeybee) is the source of this 1640-nucleotide messenger RNA. RefSeq lists its product as uncharacterized. The record is from RefSeq and is a predicted model, not a curated record. Gene Ontology annotation, molecular function: acyltransferase activity, transferring groups other than amino-acyl groups. NCBI's taxonomy places the organism in Eukaryota, Metazoa, Arthropoda, Insecta, Hymenoptera, Apidae.
UGCUAAAAACAUGAUAUUUUUUAUAAUAACGGAAAAAUUUUAUAAUAUCUUACGUAAAUUCUGAAUAUGUCUGUACAGAAAAUUUCGAGAGCUUAAUCGAUUUUUUGAUCGGAAAACAACUUCAAAGUUAAGAUCCGAGUCGAAAUUUUAAAAGUGUUAUAUUAAAAAUUAUACGUAAAUUAUUCAUCGAAAUUGGAUCACUGGGGCAUUUUUAAAUUACAGAAUAUUAAGCGGCGUUAACACAAUUUUGGUGAAACAUGUUCAAAAGCAGAUGGGUUCGCAGAAGGAGUUCUAUUAAGGAUAGCGAUUUUUUUGCUUUAAGUCUUCGUAUUGCAGCGAUCAAGAAGUCACGACCACCGGACGAUUUUAUCAAUGGAGAUGCACCUAUAGUGUGGGAAAGAAUGUCGAACGGUUACAGAAUCGUUGAUCUUCAGUUAAACAAAUUUAUGCAGGCGUUGCAUUUUGUACUAGUACAUCGCUGAACGAAAUACAGUUUAUUACAGUUUAAAAGAUGAUAGAUAUUUUUUAGAUAUUUUUAGAAUAUCUAUAAAUUUCCAUACAAUCGUUUAUCAUUUAAAUUCUAUUCGUUAUCAUAGACAGAAAUAAUUAUGUUUAAUUAUUGUAAAACAUUUGAGGGAGCAUUUCAAAGGUAUUAUUCACGAUGAUUCAAAUUGACAAAUAUAUUGAAAUUAAACAUGUUUCAGGCUUACUACUCUAAUUCGGAACCAUUGUUCAAAUGUAUCAAAUUGUGCGACGAUGCAACGUCUAUGAAGACGUUCAUGAACAUGGUCUUCAAACAGAUGGAAGGCAUGAUUGGUUUCUGUGCAAUUAGGGAAGGAAGCAACGAACUCGUCGGUGUGCUCAUUGCUUCUCUGUUCAAAAAAUUUAAUUGGAUAAUUAAGAAAGGGCAAGGAGAGACACUGUGUCACGUGAUGAGCUUGAAAAAUUACGCUUUUGCCAAAUCUCGAUUCAUAGAAUCGAUAUAUAUAAAUAAAUCUGUGCACAUUGAUAUCAUUUGCGUAAAGCCUGAUCAUCAGAGGCGUGGCGUUGGUACCGCGUUACUUCGCUCUUGCAUUACUCGAGUGAGUAACUUUACGUCCAUUAUUUUCGGUCAAUUCACUUCGAGUGCUGCUCAAACGAUCGCUAAAAGAUUGAAUUUUGAUAUUAUCGAUGAAAUACCGUAUAAGAACUUAUCCCUGCAGAAUAUUAGAUUCGAAAUUUUUGAAAGUUGUCAUCCGGAAAAUUAUUCCAUAGCUCACAUGAUGUUAAAAAUAAUACCAAUCUUAAAAAUAUCGGCUCAUGUCUUGGAAGCGAGAAUGAUAUCUGAAGAAAAAAUUAAGUUAGACUUGAAACAAAAGAUCGACUCUCCAAAAAAAAAGAAAAAGAGAAUACAUGUGGUAUAUUAAAAAUAAAAAUAUACAUAGGUAUGCAUAUUUAUAUUAUUUAAAUGUCUAAUAUACAUAACACUAAUUCUUUUUUAUCUUGACAUUUUUAUCGAUAUCAUUUACAUUUCGCGAUCGAACGUGCUGGCAAACAAUGCUUCAGUGAAGAUAUAGAAAUAUAAUCCUUUCAACUAUAAACAUACUAAGAUUACAGUGCAAAAAAUGAAUAAUAUCUUUUUUUUUUUAACCUUGUAUGAU